Molecule: messenger RNA, 1689 nt
Organism: Symbiodinium pilosum
Lineage: Eukaryota; Dinophyceae; Suessiales; Symbiodiniaceae
Source: the annotation of a GenBank genome assembly
AUGCUCCUGGUGCUGGUGGCGCUGAAGCUGCCGGCCUUUGUGAUAUGGAAUCAUAGGCUGACCAGCGUAGGACGCCGAGAAAUCCUUUUCAUGAACGCUUUUCGCGACCAGUUAGCUACAUCUGGAUGGAGAGUGCUUGAGACCAUGCACGAAGAGUGCGGCAUCGUCGCAGGGCUGGGCUACGGGUUGGCUGCCAUGGCAGAGGAGGAGAGGAGCUUCGUCUUGCGAUUGCCGCGUCCGCUUCACGUGCGGUACUUGGUAACAUUCUACGUAAAGUCCGUGCCCAUCACCCGAAAGAUACGUGAUCUGACCGUUGGUGCCGGGCUGUUGGCCCUGGGGCCAGCCGUGGCGCACGCGGGCAUUCCGAUCAUCGUACUUUGCGCAUGCUGCGCAGCGCACACGACCUACCUCUUUGGCUGGAUCAUGCUUCAAACGCAGGCGGCUUUGGCGGAGGGUGGCCAAGGCAAAGCCACCAUGACCGCAGUGCUCACAGGAUCCCACCAGGGCUAUCAGCAGGAGUCUGACAGCAGCGAUGGCCUGAGCAGCGACAGCGAAGGCAGCUCCGAUGCCAGCAGCAGCAGUGGCGAAAAGGAGAAGCCGCAGGAGCUGCCGCCAAGCUAUGAGAGCAUUGGGUACCAGGCUAUGGGCUUGCUUGGAUACGUGCUGUCCAAGGUACUUCAGUGCCUGAUGCUAGUUGGUGUUUGCACAAUCUUCCUCGUGCUUGUCGGGAUCAACGCCUGGCAAGUGGAACGGAUCUUGGGCAUCGCCUGGAUUUCGAAACGGAAUGUGAUCCUGGCUGCGGCGGCCUUUGAGCUUAUCCCUUGCUAUUUUAUGGCAACGGUAAAGGAGACUUUCCUGCUGACAGCGCUUGGAGCCCUUUGCUCGGCGAUUUGCGCGGUGGUAGUUGUAGCUGCUGCCUUUACCACACACCCCGGCAAGCUCGAUGGGUGUUUGGAUGGCCAGGCCAACAGUUGGCCCAUGUUCACGGAUUUGCAGGGCCUUUGCCUUUGCUGGAACUCGGUCGUGUUUGCGUUUGGAGGCAUCAACGUUCUGCCAAGCCUUCUCGCAGACUUCCAUGUUCGUGGCGUUCUGGCAAGGGCGCUGGUGAGCUUCACAUGGCGCUCCUACCUGUUCAUCAUCCUGAUCUACGUGGCCGUGGCAGCUGCAGGUUUUUCGGUGGGCGGCGUGGCAAUGGCUAGCCGGAAGGUGGACUCGAACGUGCUCCUUGGGUUGUCAGGCUGCCCGACAGACAAGGCGACCUCCUCGGACUGGAGCCUGCUGGUGGCUUACAGUGUCAUCACUCUGCAUGUGUUGCUGGCAUUUCCGGUGCCUUUCCACUCGGGGGCAGAGACCCUCGAGGCAACGCUGGGCACCCGAGAAGGCGCCUUACAACCCGGAAUGCGCGGCCUUGUGAUGCGAACUCCUCGCCUGCUGUUCUUGGGGCUAUGCACCACGCUGGCCUACACCCUUCCUUUCUUUGGUGCGCUGCUGGACGUCGUUGCUGCCGUGGCCGGCCAGGGCACCGUGUUCAUUCUGCCGGUGCUUUUCUCCAUUGCUAUCCAGUGGCAGCAGGGCAUGCAAGUCCGCUUCUAUGAGUGGGUUCUCGACUUCGUUUGCCUCCUGGUUGGGGUGCUGGGGGCCAUCACCGGCCUGUACUAUGGUGUACAAGAGUUGGCAGCCUUACGAUAA